This is a messenger RNA of Diaporthe citri, 1533 nucleotides long. RefSeq lists its product as uncharacterized. The record is from RefSeq and is a predicted model, not a curated record. The transcript has 2 exons. Bases 1 to 1533 code for a protein of 510 amino acids. NCBI's taxonomy places the organism in Eukaryota, Fungi, Ascomycota, Sordariomycetes, Diaporthales, Diaporthaceae.
AUGCUUCUCUACGCGCCUCAGAUCACUACUUCACCGGACGAGCGGACGUACUACAACUUCUCCAACAUCCGGUACGCAGCCCCUCCAGUCGACGCACUACGGUUCCAGCUGCCCCAAGAUGCCGUCAACAACCGCUCGGCCGGCGUCCAGGAUGGCACCUAUGGCAAGAUCUGCCCCCAGUCGUACACUCCCUGGCAGAACACCAAGCUUGUGACCGCGCCUCCGGGCGAGCUGGAGAGCGAGGAUUGUCUGUUUCCCGACGUUGUGGUCCCGGAUCAAGUUUGGAAUCAACGUCGCACCUGCUCCAGGCCCGUCAUGGUUUGGAUUCACGGUGGUGGAUUUCAAAUCGGUGCAAAAUGGGGUGGACCCAUGACGAACCCUCUGGGUCUGCAAGAUCGCAGUUUCGAUGAGGACGGAGAGGGUGUGAUUUGGGUUGGGUUGAACUACCGACUCGGAGCUCUGGGUUGGCUCCAGGGCGAAUCAUUCACUUCAGCUGGGGGAGUGCCCAAUGUCGGAUUCCAAGACCAGCGCAAGGAGCUUGAGUGGGUGCAAAACUACAUCCACCUCUUUGGCGGAGACGCAUCUCGCGUCGCGGUCAUGGGGGAAUCCGCUGGAGGCGGCUCCAUCCUCCACCACCUCACCGCACACGGGGGCAAGGAGGACGCUCCGCAAUUCCAACAGGCCAUCCUGAAAUCCCCAGCCUAUGUGCCGCGACCCUAUGCCUCGCAGGCUGAGGACUCAUUAUCCGUCUUCCUCAAGACCGCAAACGUCUCGAGCCUAGCGGACCUCGUGGAACUCGACACAUACGACCUCCAGAUCGCAAACAAGCUCUCGCAGGCGUCAGACUUCUACGGCACGUUCCAGUUCGGGCCCGCACCCGACGGGUCGUACGUCCCAGACCUGCCCGAGAGGCUGCUCGCGAGCGGGCAGUACCACAAGGGCGUCAAGGUGAUGGUCGCGCACAACACCUUCGAGGGCCAAAAGUACACGGACCCGUCCGUGACCAACUCGUCGGCCUUCGACGCCUACAUGAGGCUCUACUUACCCGAGAUGCCCGACGCCGUCCUCAAGGAGCUGUCAACCGAGGUGUAUCCGGCAGUAUACAACGACACAACCUCCUUCCCGUGGGCGACCCCCUUCGACCGGCUCAUGACCGCCGUCGCGGAUUUCACCUUCACGUGCCACGCAUACUUCACCGGCGAGGCUCUAGGCGUCGAGAACGGAGGUGUCUCCGCUUACUCGUACCUAUUCAGCGUGCCGCCCGGGACGCACACGCUCGACGUCAACUACUCGUUCUAUGUCAACAGCACGUGGAGCACCCUCGUGACGAACGCGACCCUGGCGGGCAUCCUGCAGGGGUAUCUCACGACGUUCGCGGAGACUGGGGAUCCAAACCGCGAGGGACUGCCCGCGUUUCCUGUUUACGGCGAAGAAUUUUUUGACCUGAACCUGAAUGCGACGUUUGUGGACGUGGUGAAGGACCCGGCUGCUAAUUCUAGGUGUGAUUGGUGGAGGGAGGCUUCAUAUGCUUGA